CUUCUCAAGGCCAUUACGACCUGCUUCAGGUUGUAGACCUUUCAUUCAUAGAUUGACUCGCUCGCCCAACUCGACUCUGACUACAUACUGUGACUUAUUAUAUUACAUUAUGAGAGAACUGUCAGUGUUUCUUGGUUAAACUAAAAUGGGCGGUUUGCUGGAAAAACCUGACAGGAAGAAAACCGGCGGUAAAAACUGCGGCAACGGGGUUUCCUGUGGGGUCAGCUCUAUGCAAGGCUGGAGGGAGAGGAUGGAGGAUACGUUGGUAGCCAAGAUAUCUGUAAAUGACGAUUUGAAGGAGUUUUCUUACUUUGCGGUUUUUGAUGGGCACGCUGGCGGUUUUGCAGCGAGUUUCUGCGAAAAAACCCUUAUGGAUGUCAUAGUAAACCACAGAGAUUUCAAGGACAACCCCUCCGUGGUCAUAGAGCAGGGUUUCGUGCGUUUGGAUAACGAUUUGAGACUCGCUUCCACCGAUAGAAGUGGCUCCACAGCCGUGUUAUCGUUCAUAAAUGAUUCCAUGAUCGUUGUGGCCAACUGCGGCGAUUCUCGACUGGUACUUUGCAGAAAUAGUCAACCUUUUUUUGCCACCAGAGACCACACACCCUUGGAUCCAUCAGAGCAGGCCCGUAUCAAAGACGCGGGUGGUACUGUCACCAUGGGUAGAGUCAAUGGCAAUCUAGCUGUUAGUAGAGCGAUUGGCGAUUUUUCAUAUAAAAGCGACGGUAAAAAUAUUGUUUCCAACAUACCAGAUAUCUUUGUGUUACCUAGACAUCCAGACGAUCAGUUUAUGGUUUUGGCUUGUGAUGGUAUAUGGAACGUCAUGUCCAAUGAGGAAAUUUGUUUUUACAUCUACGAUAGACUGUUGGUGAUGGAUGAUUUGGAAGCAAUAGCAAAUGAUGUGGUUGAAACAUGUUUAUAUAAGGGAAGUAGAGAUAACAUGUCUAUCAUCAUAGUUAAGUUUCAAAACGCACUAACCCCACAACACGAAGCUAUAAUGGCGGACCAAAAGCUUGAUUCCGUCAUAUAUGAAAGAAUGAAAAAUAUAAUUUUACGAUAUCCAAACAAUAACUACUACACUUUACUACAAGAGCUGAAGUUUAUACACCCCUUUGAAGGCCUUCCAAGGGGAGGGGAUUUUGAAUCAAAACGAUUGUUGAUGGAUAAAAUCUACCAAGAGCUUAAAACAAAACCUGAAGAUUUGGAAACCAAAAUAUUGCUGGACAAAAUAGUUUUAUAAUUAUUAAAGUUAAAAUUUAUUUCAUGUUUCUUU
Molecule: messenger RNA, 1270 nt
Organism: Brassicogethes aeneus
Lineage: Eukaryota; Metazoa; Arthropoda; Insecta; Coleoptera; Nitidulidae
Source: the annotation of a GenBank genome assembly